Ilex paraguariensis (yerba mate) is the source of this 870-nucleotide messenger RNA. NCBI's taxonomy places the organism in Eukaryota, Viridiplantae, Streptophyta, Magnoliopsida, Aquifoliales, Aquifoliaceae. The record is from the annotation of a GenBank genome assembly.
AUGACCGAUCAGAUAGCGAGAGCAGAAGAAUUCGAGAGAAAAGCCGAGAAGAAGCUCAGCGGUUGGGGUCUUUUCGGUUCCAAAUACGAAGACGCCGCUGAUUUGUUCGAUAAAGCUGCUAAUGCCUUCAAACUCGCCAAAUCAUGGGAUCAAGCUGGAGCUGUGUAUGUCAAAUUGGCUAACUGUCAUGUAAAGUUGGAUAGCAAACAUGAAGCUGCCAAUGCUUAUGCUGAUGCUGCUCAUUGCUAUAAGAAAACAAAUACAAAAGAGUCCAUAUCUUGCCUAGAGCAAGCUAUAAAUAUAUUUUUGGAUAUUGGAAGGCUCAAUAUGUCUGCGAGAUAUUAUAAGGAAAUUGCCGAAUUGUACGAGCAAGAACAAAACUUGGAGCAGUCUAUUGUUUUCUAUGAAAGGGCAGCUGAUCUAUUCCAAAGUGAAGAAGUAACAACAACUGCAAAUCAAUGCAAGCAGAAAAUUGCACAAUUCUCUGCUCAACUUGAACGAUACCAGCCAGCGAUUGAGAUAUACGAAGAGAUAGCACGCCACUCUCUUAACAAUAACUUACUGAAGUAUGGAGUCAAAGGACAUCUUCUUAAUGCUGGCAUUUGCCAACUCUGUAAAGGCGAUGUUGUUGCGGUUACUAAUGCAUUGGAGCGAUAUCAGGACCUGGAUCCAACCUUUUCAGGGACACGUGAGUACAGAUUGCUGGCGGAUUUGGCUGCUGCAAUUGACGAGGAAGAUGUUGCAAAGUUCACCAAUGCUGUCAAGGAAUUUGAUAGCAUGACCCAGCUGGAUGCGUGGAAGACAUCUCUUCUGUUGAGAGUGAAGGAAGCAGUGAAGGCUAAAGAGCUGGAAGAGGAUGAUCUUACUUGA